Molecule: messenger RNA, 568 nt
Organism: Silurus meridionalis
Lineage: Eukaryota; Metazoa; Chordata; Actinopteri; Siluriformes; Siluridae
Product: caspase-6-like
Exons: 2
Coding region: 1-393 (130 amino acids)
Biological process (GO): proteolysis
Molecular function (GO): cysteine-type endopeptidase activity
Source: RefSeq, a predicted model, not a curated record
AUGCUUGCUGUAUGUCUGAACCUACAGGCAUGUGCUGGUGAGAAACAUGAAAAUGCUGUGACCGGCAUGAUGGCAGUGGAUGGUGAUGACGACGAAGUGGUGGAGGAAGCAGCUAACAUCUGCACUAUCCCUGCAGGGUCAGAUUUCAUCAUGUGCUACUCUGUAGCACCGGGAUUCUUUUCAUAUCGCGAUCCAAACUCUGGAACGUUCUAUAUUCAGGAUUUAUGUGAAACGCUGAAGCAGCAUGGCCCAACUAUGGAGUUCACUGAGAUCUUAACACUGGUCAACAUGAAGGUUUCCAGACUUGGGAGAGAUUUUAAUAAUAUAAAACAGAUGCCCUGCUUCACCUCCAUGCUGACUAAAAAACUCUACUUUAGGUCCAAGAAACAGUAAAGUGCCAAAUUUUAGUGUAUAACUGUUCACCAAUAUUCAUUUGGUGAUCAAUAAACAUAUUUGGUCAUAUAAGUGUUUUUUUGUUGUUGUUUUUUUUAACAGCGGAACAAACAGAAUCAAAUAAAUCUGUCCCUUUUGUUUGGUCCUUAAGGCUCUGGAGGUCAAGUAGCUCUUC